Molecule: messenger RNA, 2598 nt
Organism: Papaver somniferum (opium poppy)
Lineage: Eukaryota; Viridiplantae; Streptophyta; Magnoliopsida; Ranunculales; Papaveraceae
Product: ABC transporter G family member 11-like
Exons: 8
Coding region: 265-2442 (725 amino acids)
Cellular component (GO): membrane
Molecular function (GO): ABC-type transporter activity; ATP hydrolysis activity; ATP binding
Source: RefSeq, a predicted model, not a curated record
AAGAAAGAAGAAAAGAACGGAACUUUAGCAUUAAACUGGCCUCAUGAUCGGCAUGCGUCCAAAAAUAUACUAACCUUGAUUGAGAGAGUAGCAGUUGGUCGAUCGCAUUACCUACGUACUCGGCAGGAAUUCUUUAUAUAUUAAGCAUGGCCCUCUUCUCUCGCAAGAUUAGCAGUAUAUCUUCAAUCCUCUCCAUCUCUGAACAUUUUCACUUGAAAUCAAAAACCUCUUCUUGGUUUGAUAUCUUAAGGAAGUUUUGCGGAUAUGGCUUCAUCAUCACCAUCUAGUAACCUAAGAUGGACUCCCACUGCAAGCCCAAUUAGUUCACCAGUACCACCACCACUUCUUAGUAAGGAAAAAAGUAGCUUUGCUUGUCAUGAUCAAAUAGAAGAUGAACCAUUUAUGAGUCCUGCCCACCAGCAACAGCAGCAACAACAGCUAGAUCAAUAUGUUGAUGAACCUGUGGAAAACGAUAUAGUUGUUAAUUCGUUCAGAGUUAGUGGCCAUCAAUCCAGCAAGAAAAAAAAAUCAGAAGAAAAAAAGAAUUCAUUUGUAAUAGAGAUGGAACAGAAAUCUAAAGGUAGUGUUGUGUUGACAUGGGAAGAUUUAUGCGUUCGUGUGCCUUCGUCGAGUACUAAGGGCAAGGAUAAAGCUAUUCUUGAAGGGCUAAACGGGUAUGCUCAACCUGGUGAGGUUUUAGCAAUUAUGGGUCCUUCUGGUUCUGGAAAGUCAACUCUUAUUGAUGCAUUAGCAGGGAGAUUAUCCUCAAACACAAGUCAGUCGGGUAUGAUAAAAGUAAAUGGUCGAAAACAAAGGCUUUCUUUUGGAACGUCGGCUUAUGUAACUCAAGAUAAUACGUUAACGACGACAUUGACGGUUAAAGAAGCCGUGCACUACUCUGCUUUGCUUCAACUACCUGACUCUAUGACAACAUCGGAAAAGAAAGAAAGAGCAGAUACAACAAUAAAAGAGAUGGGAUUGCAUGAAGCUAGGAACACACGAAUAGGAGGGUGGAACAUUGUAGGGAUAAGUGGUGGACAAAAGCGAAGAGUAAGCAUUUGUAUAGAGAUUUUAACACGUCCAGAACUUCUAUUUUUAGAUGAACCUACAAGCGGUCUCGAUAGUGCAGCAUCUUACCAUGUAAUGAAUAGAAUUGUGAAGCUUUCAAGACAAUAUAACUUGACUGUUAUUGCAUCUGUCCAUCAACCGAGUAGUGAAGUCUUCGAUCUUUUUCAUAAUCUUUGCUUACUUUCUUCUGGUAGAACAAUUUACUUUGGUCCUACUUAUGCCGCGAAUGAGUUUUUUGCGUUGAAUGGAUUCCCUUGCCCAACUAUGAGAAACCCAUCAGAUCAUUACCUGAGAACUAUCAACAAAGACUUCGAUCAAGACAUCGAACAAGGUUAUGGUGGCAAAGCAACAACAACUGAGGAAGCAAUUAAUACGCUUGUUGAGUCGUAUAAGUCCUCACCAAUAUUCCAACAGGUUAAAACACAAGUAUCGACCCUAUGCAAAAGGGAUCCUUUUACUUACAAAACAUCUAUCUUACCGGAAGGAAGUAUCUUAGAAAAAGGAAGUCAAUCUAGCUUCUUAACACAAUCAUUCGUUCUUACAAGAAGGUCUUUCGUGAACAUGUACCGCGACUUAGGCUACUACUGGUUGAGAUUAGGAAUUUACAUUGCAUUGUGUAUAUGUGUUGGAACAAUUUUUUUCAAAAUUGGUAGCAGUUUUCGUUCAAUUCAGGCUAGAGGUUCAGUUCUUAUGUUUGUAGUUUCAUUCUUAACUUUCAUGGCGAUUGGGGGAUUCCCUUCUUUCGUAGAGGACAUGAAGAUCUUCGGACGAGAAAGAUUAAAUGGGCACUACGGUGUCGCGGCAUUUGUUGUGGGAAAUACACUGUCUUCAAUUCCAUACUUGCUUAUGAUCUCAGUAAUACCAGGAGCCUUAGCUUAUUACCUAGUUGGUCUCCACAAAGGAUAUGAACAUUUUCUCUUCUUUGUUUUACUACUUUUUGUAUGUAUGGUGUUAGUAGAGAGCUUAAUGAUGAUUGUUGCAAGUGUAGUACCCGAUUUUCUUAUGGGUAUAAUUACCGGAGCUGGAAUUCAAGGUGUGAUGAUGUUAAAUGCUGGGUUCUUUAGAGUACCAAAUGAUCUUCCAGACCCAUUUUGGAGAUACCCAAUGUACUACAUUGCAUUUCACAGGUAUGCAGUCGAAGGGUUCUACAAGAAUGAGUUCCAAGGACUUCAAUUCCCCAAUAAUCAAAUAGGAGGAUCAUUGACUAUCAGUGGCGAAGAGGUUUUGAAAAAUAUUUGGCAAAUUCCAACAUGCUACUCAAAAUGGCUUGAUCUUGUUGUUCUAUUUGGUAUGGUUGUUUUAUAUAGACUAAUAUUUUUUAGCAUUAUCAAGUUGUCUGAAAAGAUGAAAUCCCCAAGUUGUCUGAAAAGUUGAAAUCCAAUGUAAGAAAUGGCAGUGUUCCAAAUGUAUUACUUUGUAAUGUAUAUGGCAUUAUUUGAGUGUUUCCGUUUUUAUAGUCAAUGUAGCCAUGAAAUGCUAAUUAAACAUACAUGGAGCUAUUAGCAGAAAAUCUGUUUACUAUUAUUACUA